AUGGAAGAAACUCAGAGGCUGUGGAAGAAUAAAGAAGGAAUCCUGCAGUGCUUUAUCAUGCUGUUUGUGUGGAAGGCCAUUGCUGAGCAGAUUCGCUAUUCCAUUCCUGAAGAGAUGCAGAAAGGCUCCUUUGUGGGGAAUAUCACAAAGGAUCUGGGAAUGGAUGGAAAGCAUCUUUCAGAACAUGGACUCCGGAUUAUCUCCCAUAGAGGUACAAGUCAGUAUUUUACUUUAAAUGUCAUCACUGGCCAUUUGCAAACCUCUGAGAGAAUAGACAGGGAGGAAAUUUGUGGAAAGGCGGAGGACUGCUUGUUAAAUUUACAGGUUAUUAUUGAGAAUAAGUUAGAGAUCUAUGGAAUUGAAGUGAAAAUUAUUGACAUAAAUGAUAAUGCUCCACAGUUCUCAUCCGGGAAACAGAAACUGAAAAUUAGUGAGUCAUCUAUGCUGGGGUCCCAGUUUCCUCUUCCUGAAGCUCAAGAUCCAGAUCUGGGCACCAAUUCUGUACAGAGCUACCAUCUGAUAGGCAGCAGCCAUUUUUCUUUAGAUGUGCAAACGAGAGAAACUGGUGCUAGGCACAUCAAACUGGUGUUGGAAAAAAGUCUGGACAGGGAAGAGCAACCAGUUCAUGAUCUAAUCCUCACCGCUACCGAUGGGGGCGAUCCCGUGAGAUCUGGCACUACGCAAAUCCAUGUUAUAGUUCUGGAUGCAAAUGACAACGUGCCCGUUUUCAGCCAGCCAGCCUACAAAGCUAAGGUUGAAGAAAACAUUCCUAAAGGGUCCGUUAUAGCUGCUGUAAGAGCCACUGAUCUAGAUGAAGGCAUCAAUGGAGAGAUAAAAUAUUCAUUCAAAAAAAUCACAGAGAAAGAUUCUAAAACGUUUCUUUUAAACUCAACGACUGGUGUUAUAACACUUGUAGGCAGUCUUGAUUAUGAGGAGGCUUCGCUACAUGACUUUGAGGUGAAUGCAGAGGAUGGGGGCGGGCUUAGUGACUGGUCACAAGUUGUGGUUGUGGUUACGGAUCUGAAUGACAAUGCCCCUGAAAUGGCAACCAACUUUUUAAUCAACACCAUACCUGAAAACUCUCCAGUAGGCACUGUUAUCGCUCUCUUAAAUGUGCAAGAUAGAGAUUCAGGAGUCAAUGGUGAGGUCACGUGCUCAAUCCCAAAUGAACUGCCUUUCCAAUUGAAGAAAUCGAUGGACCACUUUUAUAGUUUAGUGACAUAUGAUAACCUUGACAGGGAGAGAGUAGGAAACUAUAAUGUUGUCAUUACUGCUGCUGAUAAUGGGACGCCAUCACUUUCUACGUCUGCCCACAUAUCACUACAGAUUCUAGACAGAAAUGACAAUGCUCCUGUAUUUGCAGAAUCAUCCUACGUGUCUUAUCUCCUGGAGAAUAAUCCAAGAGGAGCCUCGAUUUUUUCUUUAACCGCAAAUGAUCCGGAUUGUGACGAGAAUUCUAGAAUAACUUAUUCAGUCAUUGAAGGACACAAGAAUUCCAUUCUUUCCUCAUACUUGUCUAUUAAUUCCGAAACUGGGGUUGUUUAUGCCUUAAACUCCUUUGAUUAUGAGCAAUUCAGAGAAAUUAAUUUCCAGGUCAAGGCUCAAGAUGGAGGCUCCCCGCCACUCAGCUCCAAUGUCUCAGUGAUUCUCUUAAUUUUAGAUCAAAAUGACAACUCUCCCCAAAUCUUGUACCCUUCGGCUCCCACUGAUGACUCCACUGGAGUAGAGCUGGCCCCUCGCUCCUCUGAGCCUGGCUAUCUGGUCACUAAGGUGGUGGCGGUGGAUGCAGAUUCUGCCCAGAAUGCCUGGCUCUCCUAUCAGUUAGUGAAGGCCACAGAGCCUGGGCUGUUCACCAUAGGACUCCACACUGGAGAGAUCAGGACAGCCCGUUUCUUUGUGGACAAGGAUGCUCUCAAGCAAAGCCUGGUGGUUUUAGUGAAGGACAAUGGGCAGCCACCUCUGUCUGCCUCAGUCACAGUCACAGUGGUGCUAGCUGACAGCAUCCCUGAUGUCAUCACAGAUCUGAGCAGCAUCUCAGCUCCUGAAGACCCCCAAUCAGACCUCACCUUCUACCUGGUGGUUGCUGUGGCUUUUGUCUCCUGCUUGUUUUUCGCCUUCCUCCUUGUACUGCUGGCUCUCAGACUUCGCAGAUGGAGGCAUUCUCAGUUGUGUGAUUCUGGGAGUGUGACUUUCACCGGUGUUCCUGUCUCACAGUUUGUGGGGAUCGAUGGAGUCCGAGCAUUUCUUCGCUCCUACUGUCACGAGCUUUCAUUAACUUCGGGUUCUCGGAAAAGUCAGAUUCUCUUUCCAAUUGGAAGCUGCACAAAUACUCUGACACCGCAGCAGGCUUGCGAUCAACCGGAUCCUUUGUUAAUCACAGGUGAUUCAGCCGUCAUUGGUGAUGAAGCCGCAAUAAGUCAGGUAGGCAUGUCAACUCUAUUUAUUUUAACAUUCCAAUUGGGUCUUUGUCCUUGUUCAUAA
Messenger RNA from Sphaerodactylus townsendi, 2481 nucleotides. RefSeq names its product protocadherin gamma-A12-like. Gene Ontology annotation, cellular component: plasma membrane. Lineage: Eukaryota; Metazoa; Chordata; Lepidosauria; Squamata; Sphaerodactylidae. The transcript has a single exon. The coding region runs from base 1 to 2481 and encodes 826 amino acids. Gene Ontology annotation, biological process: homophilic cell-cell adhesion. Gene Ontology annotation, molecular function: calcium ion binding. The record is from RefSeq and is a predicted model, not a curated record.